Messenger RNA from Neocloeon triangulifer, 2012 nucleotides. RefSeq names its product ran-binding protein 3 (gene RanBP3). Bases 50 to 1609 code for a protein of 519 amino acids. Gene Ontology annotation, biological process: protein export from nucleus. Gene Ontology annotation, molecular function: GTPase activator activity. Lineage: Eukaryota; Metazoa; Arthropoda; Insecta; Ephemeroptera; Baetidae. Gene Ontology annotation, cellular component: cytoplasm; nuclear pore. The transcript has 13 exons. The record is from RefSeq and is a predicted model, not a curated record.
GCCUACGGUAGAGGGAGGGAGGAGAGAGAGAAAAUCAAAACAAUCAAAGAUGGCGGAUCAUGAAUGUGAAAACUCAUCCUCAGCGAGCACAUCUAGCUUGGGAGAGCAAAUCGAUGGUCCUAGCAAUGAGCCAAGCACAAAGAUUGUGAUUAGUAACGAACCGAGUUAUAAAGAAGAUGAUGUCAAAGAAGAUGACGCAGACUGUAAAGGGAUGUACACUGCUGGUACUCGUGGCUUCCCACCCUCGCGAUUUGCCUCGCGAGUGGCAUUCGGAGGUCCACACGCUUUGGGUGGCAACCCGUUUGCAGCCAAACCCACUUUCAACCGACCUUCAAUGGAUGAGGGGAGUCCAUCAUGGCCAGGAUUAACGCCAAGCAAAUUGGGAGGAUCGUUUGGCUCUCCAGCACCUUCCCCAUUGUCCUCAAAAUUUGCCCUUAAACCUUCAGCCUUUGGUUCACCAUCAAGUGCAAACAGUUCUCCAAUGGCUGCUGCUCCUAAAACUAGCUUUCCCUUAAAUCCAUCAAGGCUAGGAAAUACAUUUGAAAAUAAAGCGUCGCUUGAAACAUGCAAUAUGGACGAAGAAGAAGAAGAAGAGAAAAAGAAAGACGAGGCUUCAGAGGCAGUUGAAAAAGCAAAUACACCUGCCUCUGUAAAAUUUGUUCCUCUUGGCACACCAGGCGGUUCAACUUCUGUGUCCAAUGAAAGUUCAUCUGCCAACGUCAUUUCAACUCCAAGUAGUUUUGUCUUCGGCCAAAAUUUGAGAGAAAGAGUUGUGGAAUCCAAUACACCAGCAAGUAGAAGUGGGGAAAGUACUUUCCAAGAACCUUCUUCUCACGAGCAAAAUGGCACGUGUUGUGAAGAAGCCAAGGAGGCGGUGCCUGCUACUAAUGGAUUGUCAACUGGAGAAAUGCUUUUUUCCGCUGUACUAAAAAAGGACACUCCUGGAGAUGCAAGUAAUGAUUUAGAGGGAACACCUGCAAAAAGUUUAUCUGAAGCAGCCCGAGAGUACGAAGAAAGCCGAGCAGUGAAACGGAAGUUUGAUGAAGUUGAAGUUAAGACGGGAGAGGAGGAGGAAACCAAUGUUCUGCAGAUCUCAUGCAAAUUGCACACAUUUGAUAAAUCAAAAGGCAGUUGGGCAGAGAGAGGUCGUGGCCAACUUCGUCUUAAUGAUAAAGUAGAGAAUCACACAUUGUUGUCCCGCGUUAUUAUGCGCACUCAUGGCAGCCUCAGAGUUGUGCUGAACACUAAAGUUUGGCCUGAGAUGGUGGUUGAUCGUGCUAAUGUAAAGAGUGUUCGCUUCACAGCAAUGGACGAUGACCAAAUCAAAGUCUUCCUUGUCACAGCGACUCCAAAGGAUGCAGAAAACUUAUACACCGCCUUGGAGAGACGGGUCACUGCGCAACGCAUUAAGACCACUUCAACACCCACUCUAGAUGCUGAUGUGCCAUCACCUGAUGCAGCCAACUCCGAUGUGGAACAGACCAGGUCAUGCAUGGAUGCUAGUAAUCUGCCUGCAGAUGAAGAGCCUUCAGCCAAAAAGGGCAGAGGAAGUAUAGUGGAUGAGCAUUCGAAUGAAAAUUCUCGGGUUGACGCUUCUGACACCACUUAAAGAGUUAAGCAUUGUUCGGAUUUGGCUGCUGAACUGACAUGAGAUUGGAUGGUAGCAAUUGUGUUUUAUUGUGAAAAUUUCCCUUCUAUAUGACUUUUAAAAUGAAUGCAAUUCACAACUUUGCCAUUCCAGGAUUAUGACUAAUUGCGAAUGUUUGUGUUGGAUUAGUUUCAUCUUGAGUACAUGAGUACAAACUGACGAAAAUUCUUUGCAUAUAUUUUGUAUUUAAGUUAAAAAAAAUAAUUCUGUGCAUUACUAAUAGAAAAACCCCAAUUUAUAUUUUACUAUAGUCCACAUAAAUGAUGUUCCCUGUGGACAACUCAGAAAAAGCAAUUAUUCUCCUGUUUUAAACGCACUGUUACGAUGAUUGCAUUGAAUACAAAUCUGUUUUAAGUAUGAAUGA